Messenger RNA from Penicillium atrosanguineum, 1569 nucleotides. RefSeq names its product sugar porter family MFS transporter. Gene Ontology annotation, cellular component: membrane. The record is from RefSeq and is a predicted model, not a curated record. Gene Ontology annotation, molecular function: carbohydrate:proton symporter activity. NCBI's taxonomy places the organism in Eukaryota, Fungi, Ascomycota, Eurotiomycetes, Eurotiales, Aspergillaceae. Gene Ontology annotation, biological process: transmembrane transport; carbohydrate transport. Bases 1 to 1569 code for a protein of 522 amino acids. The transcript is spliced from 3 exons.
AUGGGCUUGAAGCCCUACCUCGGCCUUCGUGGCAAUGCUCUCCUCAGAGCAGCAGUCAUACUCGUUGUUUGUCCGACUUUCACCUGUUAUGGAUAUAAUAUGAGCGUGGCGGGUGGUCUUUUGACACUUGACACUUUCAAUAACCAAUUCCCUCGUAUGGAUACAAUACACACAACCGGAGCAUUGCAACAUGAAAACUCAACUAUUCAAGGCACUGUUAUCGCUCUUUAUACCGUGGGCGGUAUCUUCGGAGCUCUGUCAUGCGUCUAUCUAGGUGAUCUUCUAGGACGAAAGAAGGUCAUCUUUUGGACCAACUUUAUCACCAUCAUUGGUACUGUUUUGAUGGCCACUUCCUUCGAUUUUGCCCAAUUCAUCGUGGCAAGACUAGUCCUUGGUCUAGGCAUAGGUGGGUACGUCGCUACUGUGCCAGUGUGGCAGUCUGAAAUAUCACCAGCGCACAAGCGAGGUUCCAAUGUCGUUACAGACGGCAUUUUUGUUGGCGCCGGUGUCACUCUGGGUCUAUGGAUUGAUCUCGGCUUUUAUUUUGUGAAGGAUAACUCUGUAUCGUGGCGAUUCCCUCUCGCCUUUCCUAUUGUCCUGAGUUCCAUGGCUAUGAUUUUUAUUCCCAUGCUUCCAGAAUCUCCUCGCUGGCUCAUCAAGACUGGUCAGCUCCAGGAAGCUCGGGAUGUCCUUGCAGCUCUCCUUGAGCUCGAACCCGACUCGGAAACGAUCACCAAUAGUAUCCAUGAGGUCGAAACUACCCUCGCCGUCUGCGGAAAUACCUCCUGGACCUCUAUGUUCUCAAAUGGAGAGCAGCGCCUCUUUCAUCGCGCGUAUCUUGCAGCGACCGGUCAGCUGUUCCAGCAAAUAUGCGGUGUGAAUUUGAUCACCUACUACGCCACUAAUAUCUUCCAGCAAUACCUGGGUAUGGACGCCGUGAAGUCCCGCAUCCUCGCUGCGGCAAUGGGUCUAAUGCAGCCCCUCGGCGGUUUCUUUGCCUUUUAUACCAUCGACCGGCUCGGCCGCCGACCGCUCAUGCUAUGGAGUGCAGGAGCUAUGUCUAUUUGCAUGGCUAUUCUUGCCGGUACAACAUCUCCCCAAGCUGCGAACAGCACUGCGGCCCUCGUGGUAGCAGUAAUCGCACUCUAUUGCUUCCAGUUUAUCUUUACAGUUGGAUACUCUGGCCUUACCUUCCUCUACGCUGCUGAGAUGGCUCCGUUGCAGGUGCGUGCUGCCGUCAGUGCCAUCUCCACUGCCACUGUCUGGGUGUUCAACUUCCUUCUCGCUGAAGUGACUCCUGUCGGCUUUGCCUCUAUCGGGAACAAGUACUACAUUGUGUUUGCCGUGGCAAAUGCUAUCAUUGUGCCCUCUGUGUACUUCUUCUUCCCUGAAACCAAGGGGCGGUCACUUGAGGAGAUCGACGAGAUUUUUGCCCAGUCGAAGAGUAUUUUUGACCCGCCUCGAGUGGCACGCCGCAUGCAGGCCAUGCAGGCCAUGCAGGCCAGUCGACCUGAUUCGAAGAGCGGCGACGAGCAUCAUGAAGAUACGAAGGAAGAUAUCAAGGUUUAG